GGUUUUCGGCUAGAUUCCAAAGGCUCCUAGCUGCCAUGCAUGAGAGAGUUGAAUUCCGGCGGUGGUGUGACCACCAUAACCUGUGUUAUUCCCUUCAGCUCACCUCAGCAACUACGUCAGAUCAUCCAUUUGCCUAAUCCCACUACACCACGCCUUCGAACAAUCAACUCCCAUUCCAGUUCCGCAGUUUCCGUGUCGGACACCUCAAACUACUCCUCACCUUCACCUCGCUCACCGGCAGAACAUAAAUAUCCUAAAUCCAAGUUCCUAACUCCGGGAGAGGCAAUUCCGAGGCGAUUACAAUGGCCUCGUGGAAUUCGACUCCGCUGGAAAUCAUAUCUCAAGUAUUCGGAUGGUCGGCUUUCUUUUGCUGGUCCGUGGGUGGCUACCCUCAAGUCAUUUUAAAUUACCGAAGAAAAAGUGUUGUGGGGUUGAACUUCAAUUUCGUGGUGCUCAACUCGACGAAGCAGUUGUCGUAUUUGAUAUACAACGCGGUUCUCUACUUUAGCCCUGCUGUCCAGAGGCAGUACCGUGAGAAAUAUGGAGUCGAACAGAUGAUACCUGUGGCUGCAAAUGAUGUUGCUUUCUCAAUUCAUGCUGUUGUCUUGAUAGCAUUUACUUGGUUCCAAAUUGCAAUCUAUGAGCGUGGAACUCAGAAGGUUUCCAAGAUUUCCAUUGGAAUUGUUUCUGCUGCAUGGUUAUCAGCUGCAGUUUGUGUGAUCAUAGCUUGGCCAAGCCAUUCUUGGCUUUGGCUGAUUUCAGUCUUCAACACAAUACAAGUUGCUUUGGCGACCAUCAAAUACAUUCCGCAGGCAUUUAUGAACUUUCGGCGAAAGAGCACAGAUGGAUUUAGCAUUGGCAACAUUUUAUUCGAUCUAAGUGGAGGAGUGGCUAAUUAUGCACAGAUGACAGUGCAGUCUAUCAACCAAGGUUCUUGGGUGAACUUCUAUGGAAACAUAGGAAAGCUCUUGAUAUCUCUGGUAUCAGUGUUCUUUGACCUUGUCUUCAUUAGCCAACACUACUUGCUAUAUCCUGGGAAGAAAGUGGGUAAAUGUCCUAAACUUGGUGAUGAGAGUAGGGAGCCACUUAUCAAGUCCGUUGAUCACCCACAGUCAGAAAAUGUAUAAUGUCUAGUUGGCACAAAUGUAUUCUAAUCUUCAAGAAAUGUGUAGUUUAUUGCAA
This is a messenger RNA of Vitis vinifera (wine grape), 1182 nucleotides long. RefSeq names its product cystinosin homolog. Lineage: Eukaryota; Viridiplantae; Streptophyta; Magnoliopsida; Vitales; Vitaceae. The transcript is spliced from 8 exons. Gene Ontology annotation, biological process: L-cystine transport. The record is from RefSeq and is a predicted model, not a curated record. Gene Ontology annotation, cellular component: vacuolar membrane. Gene Ontology annotation, molecular function: L-cystine transmembrane transporter activity. The coding region runs from base 303 to 1127 and encodes 274 amino acids.